CAUCGUGUCUUACGUCCGCAGCCUCCCUCAUCUUCUAACAUGAUGAAGAUCCUUCUAAUCGCAGCCAGCCUCUACGUGGCCCUUGCAGGCCCCGUCGAGAAGCGGUUCGGAGUACCUCUCACCGCCGAGCUGGAGUGUCUCAACGGUGCCAACUUCUCAACGGACGCCAACGACUGCCAGAUCUUCUAUAUCUGCGACCAUUUGUGGCCGAAGAUCAGGCGCUGCGCUGCAGAUACCAUUUGGUCGCCACGCGAUCAGCGCUGCAUGGGCAAGUUCUCAGCUUCCAAUGAGAUCUGCGGCUACCGGGCUCCGCAACCCCUGCUGCCUCCCGGCCUGGAAGAGCUCAGCAACAUCGGCCUCGACCAGCAGUGGGAGUGCCGCGAGACCGGAGAGCUCAUUCCCUACAAGGGGGUGUGCGACGGUAUCGUGCACUGCCUCGACGAAUCUGACGAGCAGGGAUGUGCUGCCUUCUGUGAUGCCAACAGCUGCCGUCUGCCCGACUGCAAGUGUGCGGACACCCAGAUACCCGGCGGACUCGUGGCUAACGACAUACCGCAGAUGGUGCUGAUCGGCUGGGAUGAAGCCCUGCGCGUCGAGGACUACAACCAUCUCUACCAGCAGAUCUUCAAGCGGGUGACGCCGAACAGGAGGCGCGAGCCGCGGAGGAACCCCAAUGGCUGCCCAAUAACGGGAACCUUCUUCGUCAGCCACCAGUUCACCGACUACGCCGCCGUGCAGUCCAUGUACGCUGAGGGCAACGAGAUCGCCGCUCACUCCAUCAGCAAGCAACUGCCGGCCGCAUACUGGGAGAAGGCGGACGCGAACGAGCUGCAGGCAGAGUAUGCAAACCAGCGCAUACAGUUCAGCCAGCUGGCGUCGGUGCCGCCGUCACGCAUUGUCGGCAUGCGCGCUGCCUACCUGCAGACGAGCGGAGACACGACGGUCGACUUCGCGCAGAACGCCGGCUUUGCGUGGGACUCAUCGUACCCAACGCCGCGCAUGAGCCCGCCGCUGUGGCCCUACACGUUCGACUACAAGACGUUCGACCAGACCGCCGACGGAGACUGCCCCGUGCCGCCGUGCCCGACCGCGCCGCACCGCGGCUUCUGGGAGUUCCCGCUCGUCGAUUGGAUCGACACCAACGACACGCUGUGCGCCAACGUCGACAGCUGCUACUUCCCCGAGGACAAGGACGAGGCGCUCCAACUGCUGCGCUCCAACUUUGCGCGCCACUACGAGACGAACCGCGCGCCGUUCCCGCUCAACCUGCGCGCACGCUGGUUCCUCGACGACGGCCAGCACAACAUGGAGGCACUGCAGGAGUUCAUGGACGAUCUCGCCGGCCGCGACGACAUCUACUUCGUCACGUACAGCCAGGCACUGGAGUGGAUGCGUGACCCUGUGCGGCUCGCAGACCUCGGCCGCUCGACGCUGUUCUCGUGCGACUACGCCGACCGCGCACCGCUCUGCGCGCACCCGAACCUCUGCGGCUACCUGAACAUCACGCACGCGCCCAACGACGACGAGCAUCCCGGCGACCGCUUCUUCCAGACGUGCGCCAGGUGCCCGGACAGCUACCCAUGGGUCGACAACCCGACGGGAGAGUAAGGAGCGAGGGAGCGACGCUGGGACGUCGGAUGGAAUCGUCAGCUUGUUAUUCGACCAGCUGUUGCGUGGGGUGAACGUGUUGUUCGUGAAGCGUGCGUGCCACGAAAUCGUACGAUUUCACGGUGCCACAGCACAAACCAUGCGUCUGCGCUCAGGUGUCUUAUAUAUAUAGUGUUCAUGUGUUAUCCUGGUCAAAAAAAUUCUGCAAUUUGACCAUUGUUACGUUUCGCAAUGGUCAAAUUGCAACGUUUUCCUCGUGCACACACGGAUAGACGAAUUCUGAAAUGCUUUCUCACCGUGGAUUAGUGAUUACUACAUAGUAGUUCUCUUAGGUAUUGUUACCCUUCAUUCAUUUCUCUCGGCUGUCGGGUUUGUUGUGUACAAUCGUAGAACGCUCAUGGCCUCAUUCACGCUUGGACGCGUUGAGGUUUUUAGUUACGAAUGUAAAUUUCUUUAUUGUUUGUACUGCAUGUAAAUUGUAAGCAUAGAGGUCGAGUCUUGAAUCUUAUCGAUUUAAGUUGUCUUUUGGGAAAACAAAUUUAUUCAUGUUGUUAUAUCAUGUACGAUGAAUAUAACUUGUUUUCUAUUAGCUUGUAGCCGACUUUAUACAUGGAAUUGAAAAAGUAUGAAGUGGUGUACAUAGUAAUAUGUAAGUAGUCCAUUUUGCUUUUUUAUGUAAUAAUAUAAUAUAUACUCUUUAUCUUUA
Molecule: messenger RNA, 2314 nt
Organism: Priapulus caudatus
Lineage: Eukaryota; Metazoa; Priapulida; Priapulimorpha; Priapulimorphida; Priapulidae
Exons: 7
Coding region: 40-1608 (522 amino acids)
Biological process (GO): carbohydrate metabolic process
Cellular component (GO): extracellular region
Molecular function (GO): protein binding; chitin binding
Source: RefSeq, a predicted model, not a curated record